AUGGCAACUCUGCUCCAAGCUUCCCCAGCACACAGCAUCUUCCAGGGGUUUGUGGUGGCCACCAAACCCAUGUUAGUGUGUGAGCAAGUUGGAGCUGUGUCCAUACUGGAUGCAGGUGUGAAGCUGUUCCCCCACGUGCAGCUGGUGGCAAGAUAUGUGGGACAGUUCUACAUGGACCACCACCACGGGAAGGGGAUUUGCUACUGGCCUGAUGGGUCCAAAUUCACAGGAGCUCUUUAUCUUGGCCAUGUAGAAGGCUAUGGGACCCUGGAAUGGAAGGAUGGCAGAAAAUUUCAGGGGCUGUACAAAUCUGAUGAGCGAUUUGGACCAGGGAUUGAGAGCUAUCCAGAUGGCUGUCAGGACGUUGGCUUGUGGCUCAGGGAUCAUCUAAUUAAACUAUGUACUGAAGUACCUGGUUAUUUUUCACUCUUGGAUUAUCCAGCACACUAUAGAUACAUUGAUGACAAUUCUCAAAAGAAGUAUAUUUCAGUUGAGGAAGACCCGUUUCUCCGUAGCUAUAAACAUCUCCCUUUUGACGAUAAGGAUAUUUUCCCUGAAGGAGUCUUUGCAUAUUCUCGUAGCACAGAUCAUCUUACUUUGACUCGCUCCUUCCUAGAAGAGUGUGAUGCUUGGUAUUUUCAGAACACCCCAAAGCUGCCUGAGGAAGACCCUUGGCCUAUUGCAAAUGUAACCCCUCUACUAGUUAGAAUGCAGACGCAUGUUUAUAAGCACAGGCGCUGUCAAGCAGAGUUUACUUCAGAUGUCAACCUCAUUCUCAGUGGAGCCCGCAGUACUUAUGGGCCUCCAGGCCCCAGGGAACUUGCCUCAGAGCAGCUAAUUCAGAAGGCAGCAAGAGGAGACUAUGAUGGGGUCUAUGCAAUUCUGAGGAAUGGACUUGCUCAUCCAGACAUAGCUGACAAACAUGGAUACACAGCACUUGCUGCUGCUGCUGUUCAUUCCCACAAUGAUGUUGUCAAUCUUCUUCUUGAUAGUGGAGCUGAUGUGAAUAAGUGUAGUGAUGAAGGAUUAUCUGCUCUCUCCAUGUGCUUUAUUCUCUUUUAUCCAGAAGAAUCUUUUAAGGGUAAUAUUGCUGAGAGGAGCUUGCACAGUUACAAGUGGAGUGAACAAUCAGAAUCCUCAGAAACAGUCAAUGUGGCUGAAGGCAUAAUCUCAAAACGACAGAAGAGGUGGGAAACAAUCCAACUGCUGCUUCGUCGAGGUGCAGAUCCCAAUGCAUCCUGGGUCCCACCACACCUUCUGUUCUUUGCUGUUAAAGCUGCAGAUGCAGAAGCAGUGAAACUCCUCUUAGAAAGGGGAGCCAGGACUGAUGUGCGGCUUCCAUCCAAGUUAGGGGGGUUAACUCCUCUCCACAUAGCUGCCUCAAUUCCUGGGGAGGAAGGGGUCCAGAUAACACAGUAUCUCCUGCAUUCUGCCCCAGAUCUGAAUGCAAGGGCAGAAGAUGGAAAUGAGAUAUACGGUCCAGACAAGCCUCAAGCCAGAGAAGCCAACUUGACAGGUGGUGUCACUUUGCAACUGAAAAAUGAAGCAGGACCACCACAAGAGUACUUUUCCUCCUAUAGUGGUCCUGUCCCUGAAGAAGGUGGAAGGAGUGCAUUGCAUAUUGCAUGCGAAAGAGAGGAUAACAGUGAGCAUGCCAGAGAUGUUAUCUGCCUCCUUUUAAUGCAUCGGGCAAAUCCAAACACAUUGUGGAGUGGCCAUUCACCACUUUCCUUAGCAAUUGCCAGUGGGAAUGACUUGGCAGUGGUUGAACUCCUCAAACAUGGGGCUGACCCAAAUCUACCAUUAAGUGGAGCAGUAAGAAGUGCCCUCUGUGCAGCUGUCAGUACGGCAUAUGAACAGCAGAGAACGACAGCACAGAGGAUUGCUUUGGUUGAUAAGCUGCUUGAAGCUGGCGCAGAUAUCCUUGCACCAGUUACUCUUAGGGAAGGACAGAGAAAAGCUGUGGGAACAGCUGUGGACUAUGCCUAUUAUAAAUAUUAUCAGGAUAGGAGAAUUGCUCACACACCAUACCACACACUGUCAGCAUCUGAGCAGGAACUUUUUCAAACACGCCGAUCACUGCUGGAACACAUUACAGCGAAGCUCCGUGAACAUGUCAUCCUGAAAGAGAAAGCGUGGGAUCAAGAAGAGCUGAGAAGAUCCAAGAAAUUGGAUUCAGCCGUUCAUGCAUGUGUUUCAAAGAAGAAAGGAGAGACCCAUCACGUGGAAGAAGUGAGGCUACCGUUCUUUAAAUACUGCUAUCAGUGUGGACGUUCAGUUGGUGUUCAGCUAUCACCUUGCACGCAUUGUCAUGAAGUCUUCACUUGCAGUGAGACUUGCAGAAGGAAAUCCUGGAAUGAGCGGCAUAGGCAGGAGUGCUUGGGAUUGCUGGAGAGGAGUACAGGUCAAGCAGCUCCGGAUGCAAGCAGUGCAGGAUGCAAAAAGAAUGUCACUGGCGAAAAGGGGGGAAAUGGAAGAGAAGGAAAAGAUGAAAGGAGAAAUGGAAGAAAGAGUAAAGUUGGGACUGGUAGAAGAGAGCAUCACAGGAAGAAUGACUGA
Aptenodytes forsteri (emperor penguin) is the source of this 2559-nucleotide messenger RNA. RefSeq names its product ankyrin repeat and MYND domain containing 1 (gene ANKMY1). Lineage: Eukaryota; Metazoa; Chordata; Aves; Sphenisciformes; Spheniscidae. The record is from RefSeq and is a predicted model, not a curated record. The transcript is spliced from 16 exons. Gene Ontology annotation, molecular function: protein binding. Bases 1 to 2559 code for a protein of 852 amino acids.